AUGGCACAAAUGGGACUGGCAUCGAUGGGGACACGUCUGAAUCGCACCCCUGCUGAGAUAGAGAAGGGAGAUAAUGUUCUUUUUGAAGAGGCCAACGGAAGCGACCGGUCUACUGAUGGCGAGUUUACCUGGACGCCCGAGGAAGAGAAGAAGGUCCGACGCAAACUGGAUCGAGUGAUCGUGCCGCUCACUACCUUUCUAUAUCUGCUAUGCUUUCUUGAUCGUGUAAACGUUGGAAAUGCACGCAUUCAGGGUAUGGCCGAGGACUUGAACCUCGUGGGUGUCCGCUUCAACUGGGUGACUUCGAUAUUCUACAUUGUUUACAUGUUUGUCGAAGUACCCAGCAACAUUCUUCUGAAGAAACUCGGUCCAAAGUACUAUUUGCCGCUUCUUGUGUGCGGAUUUGGCAUGGUAUCACUCUGCAGCGCUUUUGUGCAUAACUUUGGAGGAUUGCUAGUUGCAAGAGCUUUUCUAGGGGUCUUUGAAGGCGGUGUAAUGCCUGGACUUGCAUUCUUCAUCACAUGCUUUUACAAGCGCAACGAGCUCCUGUUCCGCAUCGGUAUUUACGUUUCUGCAGCCUCCAUGGCUGGAGCUUUUGGUGGACUACUCGCCACUGUUCUUGCUCGCAUUCCGCCAUGGGGAGCUUCGGGCAUGAUCAUCCAUACCUGGCGUAAUAUCUUUUUCUUCGAGGGACUUUUUACCGUACUCGUCGGCCUUGGAGCGCCCUUCCUCAUGCCUCGCAGCCCACAAGAAUGCUGGUUCUUAAACGAGCGCGAGCGGAUGAUUGCUACCCAGCGACUUGUGCUAAAGAGUGGAGCCGAUGAGAAUGAGAAGACGGAAGUCCACCAUGUGAAGAGGGCUGUGAUGAACAUCACAAACUACUUCUGCGCCUUUGGCUUCUUCUUUAUCAACAUCACUGUGCAGGGUAUCUCUCUAUUCAUGCCCACUAUUCUCAGGGAUCUUGGUUGGACGGCCACGAAGUCUCAGCUUUAUUCAGUACCUCCCUAUGUAUGCGCGUGCCUGAUUGCCAUUGCAGUGGCCUUCGUCUCGGACAAGACCAACCGCCGUGGUAUCUACCUCGCCAUUUUUACGCUCCCGGCUAUUGCGGGCUUCUCUAUUAUGCGAUGGGCUACCGACCCGAACGUCAGAUACGGUGGUAUUUUCCUUAUCACUAUUGGCGCGUUUCCAGGUGGUCCUGGUUUCCUCGCGUGGGCGGCAAACAAUGCAGCAGGUCCUGCUGUCCGCUCAGUCUCGACUGCUUACGUGGUCACGCUUGGUACCGCUGGAGGUAUUCUUGCGACCUGGACGUAUACCAGUCAGGAUGCACCAAGGUAUCCGACAGGUCAUACUAUCAACUUGGCUGGUCAGAUCUGCGUGUGCCUUCUCGCGACUUUCGGAAUCUUUUAUUGCAAGUGGGAGAACAAGCAACGCGACCUGGGCAAGCGAGACCACCGUCUGGUUGGCAAAACCGCUGCUCAGAUCAAGGACCUCGGAUACAGACACCCUGAGUUCCGCUACAUGCACUAG
Messenger RNA from Alternaria arborescens, 1527 nucleotides. RefSeq lists its product as hypothetical. The transcript has 7 exons. The record is from RefSeq and is a predicted model, not a curated record. Lineage: Eukaryota; Fungi; Ascomycota; Dothideomycetes; Pleosporales; Pleosporaceae. Gene Ontology annotation, molecular function: transmembrane transporter activity. Bases 1 to 1527 code for a protein of 508 amino acids. Gene Ontology annotation, cellular component: membrane. Gene Ontology annotation, biological process: transmembrane transport.